Molecule: messenger RNA, 645 nt
Organism: Striga asiatica
Lineage: Eukaryota; Viridiplantae; Streptophyta; Magnoliopsida; Lamiales; Orobanchaceae
Source: the annotation of a GenBank genome assembly
AUGGGGGUGAGGGCUGGGUCGAGAGGGUUGAUGUUGCAUGUGGUCACGAUGGGGCUCGUGUCGUUGUUUUUGGAGCCGUUGAUAAGGGUUUUGGGGAAUGUGAAGCGGCUUUGGAGUCUUGGGAAUGGCAUGCUGGCGGGGUGCAUGGUGCUUACGGUGGUAAUAUCGGCGGUGGCCGGCCACGCGCGCGGUGGUUCGGGCCCGCCAGAGGUGGUGGAGCCACCGCCGGCGGAGGUGAGGGCUUACUGUUACGGGCUAUUUGCGAUUUUCGGGAUUCCGCAGGCGCGUCAAUCUAUUCCAAAGACACUGGCACUGGCCAAGGCAAGGCUGGCUUUAGGACUUCUCAAUCUUGCAAUUGUGAUUCCACAAAUGGGAGUGACUUUGAUUAGUGGACCAUUGGACUCAUUGUUUGGAGGUAGCAAUUUACCAGCCUUCAUUUUAGGAGGAUUUGCAGCUGCUGCUGGAGGUUUUGCUGCCCUGCAAUUGCCAGAUCCUGUUUGGGAAAUGCCACGAGUUAUAUCAAGAGUUCUAAUACCGGAGAGAAAUACUGUUGUAGUUCAAAAGCUUCUCGAUGAGAUCAACGUGGGUCAUCAGCAUUCUUCGGCAGCAAUAACGAACCAAACCCAGAGCAUCAAGGGCAUCCCU